Xenopus tropicalis (tropical clawed frog) is the source of this 2029-nucleotide messenger RNA. RefSeq names its product deltex E3 ubiquitin ligase 3 (gene dtx3). Gene Ontology annotation, molecular function: ubiquitin protein ligase activity. NCBI's taxonomy places the organism in Eukaryota, Metazoa, Chordata, Amphibia, Anura, Pipidae. The coding region runs from base 437 to 1498 and encodes 353 amino acids. The transcript has 6 exons. Gene Ontology annotation, biological process: protein ubiquitination; Notch signaling pathway. Gene Ontology annotation, cellular component: cytoplasm. The record is from RefSeq and is a predicted model, not a curated record.
AUUCAUCAGCAUCUGAGGAGGCACCCUCACAACCAUCUCAGGAGAAACCCUUCACGCUAAUUAUGUGUGAGCCGUUUCCUAUGUAGCCUGCUGAGAGCACCUAUUGGCUGUGAUUUGUGUGGCACAGCAGAGGGAGGGAGGCGAUGUCAGUGUCACCUCCAGUCUCCUUAUCCCCAGCACCAAUUCAGUGCAGGAUUUUUUUCCAGGCUCUCUUGCUGUUGCUAUGGCUAUGAUCAUCAUUCCUGCAACGAAACACCCAUGUGACCUGCUCUAUUAUGGCUGCUCUGAUGGGAGGCCGGAUCUUCCUCCAAGCAGUGAAAAUGCAUGGAAGUUAUGUGGGGUCUCACAGCUUAAAUGAUGUAUGGAUCCUUCUUGAUAGAGAUUUAUAGAUCACGUCAAAUAGGACCUUUAGGGCGGCUUUCUGCAGAAACAGCCCAUGGGGUCUCCAGUUUCCUUUGUCUUGUCCAGAAUGGCAGCCUGUGGAGGAAACAUAAAGAAUAAAGUCACAGUUAAUAAGACCGUAUGGGACUUUCUUAACAAGGAGACCCCUUCCAAACUUACAAGACUUUGGGAAGAAAACAGAGUGAGGAUACUGAUUGAUGGUGAAACAUCUGAAAUCUAUGUUCUACGACUAUCCCCUGAAAGUCAUGUUCCAGCAAAUGCGCUUUAUUUAGCCAGAAAGGCACUGAAAUCCCUUCUUAAGGAGACUGAGAAGGAGUUGAAGAAAUCAUAUAAACAGCACCAGUUGACUGGAUGUAUGGCUUAUGGUGAUAAGAAUAGUGAACAUGCAACAGAGCUGCACCUUCGAGGAACAUAUUCCAGGGGGGCACAGAGCACUGGUGGCAAAGGACUUCCUGGGUGUGCAGGAGGGGGGGCUAGCAGCAGUCAUAGCAGCUCUCGAGAUCAUAGAAGGGAAGACCCAGAGGACGAUCGAGAGAACCAAUGUCCCAUUUGUCUGGGUGAGAUUCAGAACAUAAAGACACUGGAGAAGUGCCAACACUCGUUCUGUGAGGAUUGUAUUACCCGGGCACUGCAGGUGAAGAAGGCAUGUCCAAUGUGUGGCCGUUUCUAUGGGCAAUUGGUGGGUAACCAGCCAGAAAAUGGUAGAAUGUUGGUAUCCAAGGACUCCGGUCUGCUGUUGCCUGGUUAUGAGAAAUAUGGGACCAUUAUUAUCCAGUAUGUCUUCCCACCAGGCAUUCAAGGGUCAGAGCACCCCAACCCUGGAGUAAGGUAUCCGGGAACAACACGUGUGGCUUACUUGCCUGAUUGCCCUGAGGGAAACAAAGUUCUAACGCUAUUUAAGAAAGCCUUUGACCAACGUCUGACCUUUACCAUUGGGACUUCAAUGACUACAGGGAGGCCCAAUGUCAUAACGUGGAAUGAUAUUCACCACAAAACUAACUGCACAGGAGGACCACAGCUAUUUGGAUACCCAGACCCAACCUACCUGCUGAGAGUCCAGGAGGAGCUCCGAGCAAAAGGUAUCACAGCUGACUGAGAGGGAACUGUUCUUCACAGGACUAGAAGAGGAAUGUUGAAUAAGGAAAUUGUGUGUGUUCUGUUAAUUGGCUCAAACAGACAAUUAUUCUUGUGGAAAAACUGCUUCUUUUUUUUCUCCAUCCUCCUAUCAUCCUAGCUUUUUUUCCAAUCUGUUUGACUACAGAAAAUGGACAAAUGUCAAAAGCAGAUCUGGAACCUUGGGGAACACUGAAACGUGACACUCUACUACCAUGUUGAACAUGGAUGCUUACUAUUUGGGUUUACCUUAAUGGUGAAUCAGUUUAAGAUACCAUGAACAAUGGUGUGCCAAUACUGAACAUUUUACAGUGGAAGAGACACAUAGAGAAUCACUGACUAAUUGCCUGUAGCAGUCUUGCUUCAUAGCUGGUUAUCUAUUAGUGCUCAUUCUGAUUCGCCUAUAGUGUUUGGUUAGAGUUCUGAAAAGAAUAACACCAGUCUGUGGGAUUUGCAGUGCAUUAUGAUUUCUUCAGUUAAAAAAUGGUUUAAUAAACUUGGAGUUGCAACAUCU